Molecule: messenger RNA, 6159 nt
Organism: Brienomyrus brachyistius
Lineage: Eukaryota; Metazoa; Chordata; Actinopteri; Osteoglossiformes; Mormyridae
Product: ETS domain-containing transcription factor ERF-like
Exons: 5
Coding region: 619-2604 (661 amino acids)
Biological process (GO): regulation of transcription by RNA polymerase II; cell differentiation
Cellular component (GO): nucleus
Molecular function (GO): DNA-binding transcription factor activity, RNA polymerase II-specific; sequence-specific DNA binding
Source: RefSeq, a predicted model, not a curated record
ACGACACCCCGGGAAAGGAGGGGGGGGGAGGAGAGAGUAGCUACGGAGUGAGUGGAGGAAGAAGAAGAAAGUCGGUAAAAAGAGAAAGAGAGCCACACUCACUCUAUCCAUCGGUGAGUUUUCGAUAAAGCAAUGCUGAAGUACGCGGAAUGCUAGAAAGAGAAGGAGUAAACAAGUGACCAAAACUGCUGAAACAACGAAGCGAGCGCCGGGAGGGCUUUCAAUCCUCUGCUGUGUCCGGACUGCUGGCUCAACCCGCAUUUCUCCGCACUCGAGUUGGACGAGUGACACUGCCCCCGGGGCCACUUCGUCCCUGCGAUCUGGGGAAACUACACAGCCACGAUACAAACUCCGAAGAGGAGGAGGAGGAGGAGAGAGAGGAGGAGGAGGAGGGGGCCUGGAAGGAGAGGGAGAGAGCGGAGGAGGAGGGGGGCGCGCUGAAUCAGUGAGUGAAACGGAGCAAGUUAAGCGCACCACCGACGGCAAGAAAAAGUUUGUAGUUUUGUGGUUUAGAUUAACACUGGGAGGAAGAUCGACGAGAAGGGAUUGAGAGGGAGGCCAGCUUGGCUCCCGAAACUCGAGCCGCCUGAUUGAUCCAUCUCGAAAGCCACUUUCAUCAUGAAACCCCCGGGAGAAUCGGGGUUCGCCUUCCCGGACUGGGCCUACAAACCGGAGUCCAGUCCGGGCUCACGGCAGAUCCAGCUGUGGCACUUCAUCCUGGAGCUGCUGCGGAAGGAGGAGUACCAGGGGGUGAUCGCCUGGCAGGGCGACUACGGCGAGUUCGUCAUCAAGGACCCCGACGAGGUGGCCCGCCUGUGGGGAGCACGCAAAUGCAAGCCGCAGAUGAACUACGACAAGCUGAGCCGUGCGCUGCGAUAUUACUACAACAAGAGGAUCCUGCACAAGACCAAAGGGAAGAGAUUCACCUACAAGUUCAACUUCAACAAGCUGGUGCUCGUCAAUUACCCCUUCAUUGACAUGGGGUCUGCAGGUAGUGGAGUCCCCCAGAGCGCCCCACCGGUGCCCACGGGGGCGGGCACGCACUUCCGCUUCCCUCCCUCCACCCCGUCGGAUGUGCUGUCGCCCAACGAGGACCUGCGCAGUCCGGGCGUGUUCAGCGCGGUGUCUCGCCGCAUGGCCCGUGGCUCAGUCAGCGACUGCAGCGAUGGUACCUCUGUUAACUCCGAGAUCGAGGAAGGUGGUGGAGGUGGUGGCGGCGAGGAGAGGCCCAGCGGAGGGAGCGGCAGUGGUGGCGGCGGGCCCGGCGCUGGGGGCUUCCGUAGCAUCCUGCACCCUCGUCUCUCCCAUGAGCCUCUCUUCCGGAUGUACGGUGGUCCUGGCAACCCAAAUCACCCUCCUCGGGCCCCUCCAGGUCACCGAGUUGUCGCAGAUCCCCUGUCCCCCUUCCCUGUUUCUCCACUCCCCGGCCCUGGUGGUGCUGGGCUGCUAGCUCCGCCCCUCUCCCCUGCCCUCUCCAUGACCCCCUCCUCACACCUGCCCUAUACACCCUCCCCGACCCUCUCCCCCAUGCUUGGCUCCCACUUUUCCUUCAACCCUGAGGACAUGAAACGCUACCUGCAGGCGCACACCCAGAGUGUCUACAACUAUCACCUGAGCCCACGUGCCUUCCUGCACUAUCCCAACAUCGUCAUCCCUCAGCCUCAGCGGCCCGAUAAAGGCCUGGGCCCCAGCGGGGGUGAGCGUGGUAGCGAGCGGCCCAGCCUUAAUAGCCACCCCUCUGGCCUGCCACAUGGCCACGCCCACCCACAUGGCCACGCCCACCCGAUCCACCACCCGCUGCAUCUCGGCGAGGAAUCCGCCCACAUGUCACCCUUCAAGUUCAAGCUGCAACCACCACCCCUGGGGCGCAAGCAGCGUGAAAACCAGGCACCUACGCAGACCCAGGCCAGCUCUAGCUCCUUGUCCUCCGCUUCGGGCCUGGGCUCCUCCGUACCUUUCGGCAGUGACCACAGCUCGGCCAGUGGCUCCUCAUCGUCUGGCUCCCUGAGCAAUGCAGGGUUGCCCAAAAUCAAGGUGGAGCCAAUUUCUGACAUCGAGUCUGAGGAAGAUGUUCAGGUGACAGAUAUCAGUGAUGAAGAAGGAGAAGACAGAGAGGAGGACUUUUAUCCCCCGCAUGGGCGAGAACAGCAGGCCAACGGUACAGCUGCACCACCAGCUGCUGAUGAGGAUCUGGAUGAAGAUGUCUUCAAGACCCCCGCGCCACCACCGCCGGGCUUGCCACCCUUUUUGGGUCCUGAGAAUCGACGCCUCCCAGCACUGAAGAGUGAGCCGGUGGAGCCUGGAGAGCCAGCGGCUGCAGUGCUCACACCCUCUCCAGCCGGCCCCCCCAAGUGCAUCCCCCUCAAGCUACGAUUCAAGCGACGCUGGAGUGAGGACCAGCGCAUGGAGGCCAGCACUGAGGAGUCUGAUGACAAGAAAGUGCGGGCUGAAGAGCGGGAUGGCCGCAGGGGUGUGGAAGAGAAUGGGGGGGCAGAGAGCCCCCCCCUGGCACCUGAGUGUCCCCUCCCCCCAACCCAGCGCAGGGUCAGCGCGGAGCUGCACCGUGCCACUGCCCAGCUCUCCCUCGAGAACAACGACUGCUGAUUCCCACACACACACACACGAGCACAUAAACACACACAUCAUCUCUCUCACAUAAACACACACACACAGCGACAUGUACAGAUUUGAAGGCAGGUGGGCAUCUGCGUAAUCCAUGCCGAACUGAAACGGACUGACACUAAUGCUGAUAGGCUCCAGCAGUGGGUAACUGCUGAGUGACAGUGUCAUUCUCACCCCCCACUACAAACCUGGGCCUGCCACACCAAACUCAGCCUAUCCCCCCCCCCCCCCCCCCACACACACACACACACACACACACACACACAAAAACAUACACCAAACUCAUGUCAGUCCUGUCCACCCACAGAUGGGCCCCACUGUGACAGAUCUUCAUCUUGAACGAAAAGGGAGAGAGUCACUCUGGAUGCUGAGGAGGGGGCGGGGGGUUUGGAGCACUGGCUGUCCUCAGGACCCUCACCUGCCCUCUUGUGCCCUCGGGACCUCUUGCAGGCCCUGAUUUCAGUGUGGUGGAGGGAAGAAUGUUAGUUUUUUUUUUUUUUUUUUUUAGCGAAUGGUAAGAUUUCAUAAGUGCCUGUUACACGGUGCGGGGGGGGCACAGCAAAGGGGCUGCUCUGGCAUCUGUUUCUCCAGCUAUAAACUCAUAGGAAGACGUUCCGAACUCUGGUUUCGUUUUUCAGACUCGGACUUGUAAAGUCGCGGGGAAAGUGGAGGUCCGGCGCCGAGCGGCUGCCGCCCGCUUGGUCACGCGGCUCUGCUGCGCAGCCCCGCAGUUCCCAGCAUGCCCUACUAGAAGGUUCUCCCUUGGGUGUCGUGUGGUGGCGCAGUGCUGUGUGUGUGGGGGGGGGGGGGGGGUUGGGGGUGACUUUAAAAGAUAUCAUAUCGGAAUGAGAGUCAUCCUCGUAAACGCGGCGCAUUAAGCACCCCCCACCGCCCUCCCCCAUGUGUUUCUGCCUGUCACUUGUAGAGAUCACAGGCAGGGCUAGUGCCGCUCUGCCUGUCCCAUGCUGGCCUGCAGAAAUGGGGCUGGAUCCUGUACAAGCCUCACUUUAAAAAAAAAAAAACCAUCAUAACGUGGACUGCGGCACAAAACUCAGGUGACACACGGAGUCCAUGUGACCUUCAUUUUUAUUGUUUUUUUUUUUGUCACCGUGACUUUUCCAGCAGAACUUCAGAAAUGCCAGCAUACUCCCAGCAACUUUUUUGAGAUUUCAUGGAAAGGAGGGGAGGGAAGGGGUGGGGUGGGAGGUAAAAUAGAGAAUCUGCCUCUUUUAGCAAACUUUUUUUUUUUGGGGGGGAGGGGUCAUGAUGACCUUUGAGGCAUUGUCUAGAGAGGGUGGAGAAGUGAGGGGGGAUAACCAUGAACCAUGGAGGGGGGGCAGGUUGUGCGCUUGAGGGGGGAGGAGAAGAAAGGGUGGCGGUUAUAGCAGAGAAGGGGGGUGGAGAUUGGGGUGGAGAUUAGGGAGAGGAGCACCGUGGGUCACAUGGUCACCUCUUCACGGCAAAUCAGGGUCGCUGGGUCACUCCCCCCCUCCCUGGAGCCUCGCUGGUCAGAUUUUAUUGCAUUGGCUGAAGCUGGGCAGACGGACACGCACAGGAACCACACUGCCUUUAUGCUGACCAGCCCAGGAGCACCGGGGUGGGGGCAGAGGGGGGGGGGGGUGCCGAAACAAACUCACUGCCUACUCUUUGCCUUGUUUUUAUAGCAUGUAAAAAAUCUAGCAAAAUAUGGAAAUAUACACACAUAAACUAUACCUUUUAUAUAUUAUAUAUAAAAUAUUAUAAAUGGAGAGAGAUUUUAAGAUAACAUUUAAUAAAGUCAGAUUCAGGAUUUUUGUAAGAAAAACCGAGAAAAUAAUUAAGGGGAAACAGCAAAUCAUUUUAUGGGGUGAUUUCUAGACAGGGGUUGGUUGGGUUAGUUGGGAUCUUAAUUUUUUAUGUCGUUUUAAGAUAUUUUGCAGGGAAACAAAUGGGAUUUCUUUUUUUAAAAAAAGAAAAAUAUUUGAAAAUGGAGUCUAAAAAAAAGCCGUGAAACACAGGCAGCAGGGGGCAGCGGCCCCCCCCCUUCGCCACGUGCAGUUUUGGCCCAAGGCUGUGGUUCUGGCCAGUCCAGUUGUGUGACGUGGACAGGGGCUGCCAGACUGAGGAAGAGUGCGCCCCCGCUGCACCCGUGACCGCUUCAGCACGCCGGGGAUGCGGAGAUCCAGAGCCAUAAGCAUGUGGAAAUCCUGUCUCUAUUUUGGGACCGAAGCCACUUUGAGAGGCUGCUAAUUCGGACUCUACGGCGUCUCUGUGACCCUGGCUGCGGGAGGCGGUGCAGGGGCACCCCGCCUGGGGGCUGAGAGCUCUGCAGAAUAGGGGCACCCCCUCCCUGCCCCGCGACUGGCUCCGGAGUGCAGAAUCACGUUGGUUAACAAGGAGCCUCUGGGAAUCCGGUCAGACGUGUCCAGACGUUGUCAUGGCAUUCCGGGAGCCCAUGAGCCCCGAGGGCAUCUCCGGGCUGCACCAAGUGGACCUGAGUACCGAGUGCUGGCCUGGGUUCCCUGCCCCUCCUGCCUUGUCUGUACUCCAACUGACAGCUGCCUUAAUUCUCUUUGUAUCUGAAAUGACACACCUGAUGUUCCCUGUGCCUGCCUCCCUCUGCCCGCUCAUGCGCACGCAGCCCUGUCUCCGGCCGCACGCCGACCGCAUACCAUACCCUGGUUUACACUGCCACCUGCGUUUUCCCACAAAACGCUCCAGAGGGCACCCUACCAAAUUUCACACCCCCCUCCGCUUUGGGGGAGCAGCUAGAAAAAUGAUCAAAUCAUCCUGUCUGGCACCUGGAUGGGACUUUGAAUAUGACAGAGAGGCACACGGUACGGGAAAUAUACAUCGGAUAUUAUUUAGCAGAUUGUUUUCCCCUUUGUAUGUUUCCUUCUGAUGUCAAUAUUGCUGUUCAUUAUUAUUGCUGUUAUUAUUAUUAAUAUUAUUAUUAAUAUUAUUAUUGAAUUAUUUACCUCCCCCUUUUCCCGUAGAUAGUGUUCAUCACAUUCAGUGAUAGGUUCCUCUCCCUGCUCCUACCCCCACCUCACCCCCUCCCCCUUUGUUUCUUUCUGCUGACCCUCCCCAGUUUUUACAGUGCAACCAUUUUAAAAAGUGUAACAUAACAUUUAAAGGAUUGUAAUUGUAAUUCAGCUGGCAGUCACUGUAAUUGAAGAGUGAUUGUGGUUAAUGGGGACGUGGUUGGAGUGCGUUGAUUAUCUUCGGGGGGCGGGGGGGGGGGGUCAUGGUUUUAUCUCGUCGUAUUGUAAUUUUUAUUUUAUAAUGUUAUAAUGUUACUUUUCUGUUUUGCUCUUGUAUAUUUUUUCAUUUUGGGGAUUAUAUCAUUUCAAAGUAAAGUGUAUUUUCCUGUGUAACAGUCUCUCCCUCUCUCCCCUCCCUCUCUUCGGUUAUAUAACACUCAAAUGGAGGGAUGAGACAUAAUACCAUGAUGUAACAUUGAACCUCUUCUUCUUUGAUUAUUUUUUGUUUUUUUUUUUUUUCUUUCAACUUGUAAUUAAACUGUAAUCAGGGUUAAUUAAAACUGGUUAAAAACCA